AUGUCGCAGACGCGCUUCCUAUUCCUAGGCACAGGAAACGUGCCAUCCAAAUUCUUUGAGAGCGCUCUUUGCCGGCUGCAGCCUGUUUACAAAUUUCAUGUGGACGUUGUACAGGCUGGGAGCGCUUACGAGGCACUCGAGUCCAAGUACAGCUACGACGGCCUCUUCCUGUACAACUCGAAGGACGGCGCAGGCGUUCUUCGAGACCAACUUCAAGAGUCCAAGCAGCUGAAGUGGGUCCACUGCUUCACUGCCGGUGUGGAUGCAUAUUUGCGUGACCCGGUGGUAAAGGCAUCCCAGAUCCCCAUGACCAACGUCAAGUCGGCGUACAGCGAACACCUUGCGCAGUUUGUUGUGUUUGCCGUCCUGUUUUUCGCAAAGAAGGCAAUCCACUUCCGCAAUUCUCAGUUCGCUAAGCUCUGGGCGCCCACCUUCGUAGACGAUGUGGCCGAGCAGACGAUGCUGAUUGUGGGGUAUGGUGACAUUGGUACAUCAUGUGCCAAGAAGCUGAAAGAUCUGGGCAUGAAAGUCGUCGGAGUGAAAGCGCGCCCCGAGUCUACUUCCGAGAAGAGCAAGGCGUGCCUCCACGACCUUCAAGCGGUGAGCCAACUGGAGUCCUUGCUGCCCACGGCUGACUACGUGCUGAACUUGCUACCGGUGACCCCUGCCACUCAAGACUUCUUUGACGCCCGUCGCUUUCGCCUCAUGAAGCCCACGGGCAUCUACAUGAACUUUGGGCGAGGGCAGACCAACAACGAAGAGGACUUGCUGGCUUCGUUGAAGGAAGGUCAGAUAGCCGGUGCCGUCAUGGAUGUCUUCAAGCAGGAGCCUCUUCCAUCAGAGAGUGAGUUCUACUCACUCGAGAACGUUUUGUUCACGCCCCAUUCUGCAGAUGACACGCCAAACACGCACGACCAAGCCGUCCACGUGUUCGAGAAGGUGUUGCAGACUUACUUGUCAGGAGCGCCUCUCCUGAAUGUUGUUGAUAAGGAGCGCGGCUACUGA
Molecule: messenger RNA, 1005 nt
Organism: Symbiodinium natans
Lineage: Eukaryota; Dinophyceae; Suessiales; Symbiodiniaceae
Source: the annotation of a GenBank genome assembly